Molecule: messenger RNA, 1640 nt
Organism: Suillus clintonianus
Lineage: Eukaryota; Fungi; Basidiomycota; Agaricomycetes; Boletales; Suillaceae
Exons: 3
Coding region: 27-1640 (537 amino acids)
Molecular function (GO): protein binding
Source: RefSeq, a predicted model, not a curated record
ACACUAGUUGCCCAACUCACCCUGUCAUGAAGCACCGCGAAAUGCAGCCCAAAUCAGGGCUUUUGUCUCUUGCUCAAGAACUCCAGUUUUACAUUCUGAGCUUCCUGCCUUGCCGAGAUAUUCUUCGUUGUACAUCUGUAUGUAAGGCCCUUCGCCAGACGUACAUGUCCUCCUCUGAGCUUCAGUACAUCAUCGAACUCAGUGGCCAAAGGUUGCUUCCUGUCUCUAGCACAGACAACCACACCCCUGCUUCCAACCGCCUACAGACCUUGAGGGAUAGGGCCCACGCAUGGUUCAAGUUUGACAUGCACUCUUUCGAAUCAAUCGACUUACCAGAAAAAUUGUACGCUAAGAAAAGGGCCGUCACUGAUGGUCAUCUCUACCUGUGGGACGAAGGUGGAGACCUGGCCAUGAUUACUCCAAUACUUCCAAAGCUCUCACAAAGAUCAAUCGAGCGCAACUGGUCUCCAGGAACGUUGUGUUCUGUGCCCCACUCAGUCACCCUAGAUGUGUUGAUGGACCCAGCACAAAACCUGAUCGCCAUCGUAUAUUCUGUUACUGACUCGGAUGAUCCUCUCCAAUCGGAUGAGACGGUCUAUAUUGAUAUUAGAGCCCUGGAUAAUGAUAGUUCUCAUCCCCAAGCUGCUGGACGGGAAAUACUUUCAUCGAAGCCGGCCGGGUACGCUGACAACCGCAUUGAAACUAUGGAAGCGAAGCUCAAAGGUUGUGGAAGGCACAUCGCUUUGCAGCGCAUGUUGGUGGUUGUAGUUGAUGAUAGAGAAACUGAUCUAUACGUAUGGCAUCUGCAAAUUUGGGACUGGCAAAACUCGACGACAUCAAGCAGCGACAUCAGCAACGUAGUACAAUACCCAUAUGGAGACUCGAACAAUUUUUGUUUUCUGGGAAACAAUAAGCUGCUCGUUGUCGUUAGCGAUCUGCGGCUUUAUUCAAUUGAGGAUAUGUCCCAGACGCCACAAUUGCUAGCGUGUUUCCUGCCGCCCCUCCCAUUGUCGGCACCGUGCCUCCUUCCGAUGGAUGAUGUUGAGCAGCUGCAGAUGCAAGCAAAAAAAACGAUGUACACCCCAGACCCUACACAUCAACUGCUAUGCCUCACCUCGUCAUAUCCUCUCACGCUAAUCUUCGUCAUUUCCACAAGGAUUUUCUUCCACCUUGACGGGAUAGCAGCAACAACGCCAGUACCAUGGGAACGUUGGGGUCCUUCAAAUGCUCGUAUUAUCCGAGACCCGUAUCAUUACCAAACUCGUGUUAGCGGAAAUCGAGUUUUGCUCGUAGUCGGCACGCCAGACACACGUCUCAUGGAAUGGGAAGUGCGUAUGUUGGACUUCAGCCCACUAGCUGUGACGAACAGGAAGGGUCUCGGGCGUGUGGUGAAAGAGCCAUCUGCCAUAGAGGCGACUAUUCUCAGGUCUAGCACGACCAAGGAGAACCGGAAGAUUCCAACAUCCCUACCUUAUGUCGAGGUUGUGUCGGACAGGAAGUUCAGUGUUCACGAGUUGGAGGACAUAUGGCUUGAUAAGGAUAGGAUUUAUCUUCUCAACGCAAAUUUACAGCGCGGGGUGGCUGCAGGUACUGAGUAUCUUGUAUCGCAAUCUAGCAGGCUUGAGGUCAUCGAUGUCUAA